CAACAACAACUCAUCACGAGAUGCCUGCGGGACUCGGCAAGACAACGGAGAAGCGCUUCGACCCACACGACCACCUUGUGCGGCAGGGGUGGAAGGGCAAGGGAACUGCUCUGAAGCAUGGGCACGCGACACGCCCCCUGCCCGUUGUGCAGAAGAAGACGAUGAGCGGUAUCGGCAAGGAUCGCGACGAGGCGAUUCCAUUCUGGGACCACAUCUUUGCUUCCACAGCCGCCUCUCUUGCCUCUGCGGCAACAUCAGGCGCGUCCACGCCCACAACACCCGAGCCCCCAAAACCAGUACUCAGCAUUGCGGCACGGAGCAGCCGCGAGAUCGCCAGGCGCAAGCUGUACUCGGGCUUCUUCCGGAGCACGACAGCCAGCAAAGAGCACACGCCCCAAGCGACAGACGAUGACAGCGGGAGCUCGGGCGAGGAGUCGAGCGGGCAUGCGGUGGAGACUGUCGUCGACGGCAACGUAUCUACCCCAGCACAGAUCGAUGCGGAGAGCUCGAGCAAGGCCGCGCGGAGGGCUGAGAAAGCCGCGCGCAAGGCUGAGAAGGAGGCGAGAAAGGCGGACAAGAAGCGGCAGAAGGAGACACGCUCCAAGCCCGAGUCUGAGACGUCCACGGAGGCAGCGGCCGCUGAGGAAAGCAAGGAGGAGCGGAGAGCGCGCCGGGAUGCGCGCCGCCUCGAACGAGCGGCCAAGCUCGCGGCGCGAGAGGCCCAGGACGCAGAGCGGGGGGAUAAGGAGGCUCGGCGGGCGGCGCGAGAGGCUAAGCGGCGAGAGAAGGAGGCGCGGAAGGCGCGGAAAGCCGCGCUCAAGGCUAAGGCGUAGGGCGCAAAGUGGCGCGAGGAGCGCCAAUGUGUAUUCCGUUGGGGAGCCGCACCUCGACUUGUGAGCUGUGAGCUGCCGAUGCCGUUGAAGAGCGAGAGAUACCCUGCAUCAUGUAUACCAUACAAUGGA
Messenger RNA from Cutaneotrichosporon oleaginosum, 962 nucleotides. RefSeq lists its product as uncharacterized. The record is from RefSeq and is a predicted model, not a curated record. NCBI's taxonomy places the organism in Eukaryota, Fungi, Basidiomycota, Tremellomycetes, Trichosporonales, Trichosporonaceae.